Molecule: messenger RNA, 1069 nt
Organism: Harmonia axyridis
Lineage: Eukaryota; Metazoa; Arthropoda; Insecta; Coleoptera; Coccinellidae
Product: testis-specific serine/threonine-protein kinase 1-like
Exons: 1
Coding region: 99-983 (294 amino acids)
Biological process (GO): intracellular signal transduction; protein phosphorylation; cellular response to glucose starvation
Molecular function (GO): ATP binding; protein serine/threonine kinase activity
Source: RefSeq, a predicted model, not a curated record
GAUAUUUCAAUCAAAAUGAAGUAUAGCGUAAUGUCAAACUAAAUGAGAAAUCUGGUAUAAAAAAUUUCAGUGCUGCAAUAUCUGGAUAUUGCGAAAUCAUGCAACAGAUGAUGCCAAGUUCUUCCGAAGUCAAUGUUUUCGAACAAAGGGGUUACUUAAUUGGUAAGAAGAUUGGAAAAGGUACCUAUGCCACAGUGCAUCUAGCAGACUUCGUAGAUGGGGCUGGCCCUAAAAAGCUGCGACUGGCAUGUAAAAUUUUCGAUAAAGAGAAAGCUCCAAAAGAUAUACUUCGUAAAUUUUUUCUCCGAGAAUUAGAUAUUUUAACGAAAAUCAAGAAUCCACAUAUAAUUCAAGCUCAUAGUAUUCUACAAAGAGGCCCUAGAGUUUUUAUUUUCAUGAAAUAUGCUCCUAAUGGUGAUCUACUGAAUUAUAUCAAAGUAAAUGGGGCGGUAGUGGAAACACAAGCCAAAGUUUGGUUCCAUCAGAUAGCAAGCGGAUUGCAGUACCUUCACAGUAUGAACAUAGCUCAUAGGAACCUAAAGUGUGAAAACAUACUUUUAUCGGGAAAAUUCAAUGCAAAGAUAACAGACUUUGGAUUUGCUAGGUUCUGUACGAACGAAGAUGGCGAUGUUGUUCUAAGUCAAACCUAUUGUGGCUCCACCGCUUAUGCAGCUCCAGAAGUUAUCAGUGGUAUACCUUAUAACCCCAAAAUGUCAGACGUGUGGUCUCUAGGUGUCAUUCUAUUCAUUAUGCUAAACGCAUCCAUGCCUUUCGAUGACUCAAAUAUGAGGAAAUUGUUGAAGGACCAGAUGAAUAAAAAUUGGAAUUUCAGAUCAAGCGUCACAGAUACCUUGUGUUCAAGAGCAAAACAUCUGAUAAGGGUUCUCUUAGAACCUGAUCCAAUAUUACGAUUGAGUUUGAGCAAAGCUCUGAAACAUGAUUGGGUACAUGAUAAUGAACUAUCUAAAUCUAAAAUGUACUGACCUUAUUUCCAUCAAAUUAUAAUGGUGUUGUUUCAAAAGAGGAUAGCUAUUAUUAAUUUUUCUGUUGAGUAAACAAGUAUUAGUAU